Messenger RNA from Poecilia latipinna (sailfin molly), 1804 nucleotides. RefSeq names its product actin related protein 6 (gene actr6). The record is from RefSeq and is a predicted model, not a curated record. The coding region runs from base 123 to 1313 and encodes 396 amino acids. The transcript has 11 exons. NCBI's taxonomy places the organism in Eukaryota, Metazoa, Chordata, Actinopteri, Cyprinodontiformes, Poeciliidae.
AACGGAGAGUCAUGUUUCCAUCCGGACAUGUUUUUUAGCGGAAAUCCCAAAAUGUGUCGCGGUUAGUAAAUUAGGGGAUAAAUAAAAAUAAAGUUAUGAUUUAUUGAAUCAGAGGCUCCGGGAUGGCUACGCUGGUUCUGGAUAACGGAGCUUACUGGGCGAAGAUCGGUUACAGUCAGGACAAAGUCAGCGUAAUCCCAAACUGUCAGUUUCGCUCGAAGACGUCCAGAUUAAAAACUUUCACAGCCAACCAGCUGGAUGAGAUCAAAGAUCCUUCAGGUCUCUUUUACAUCCUGCCCUUUCAGAAGGGUUACUUGGUUAACUGGGAUGUCCAGAGGAAAGUGUGGGAUCAUCUGUUUGGGAAGGAGAUGUUUAAGGUGGAGUUUCCAGACACGAGCAUCAUCAUCACAGAGCCGUACUUCAACUUCUCCUCCAUCCAGGAGUCCAUGAACGAGAUCCUGUUUGAGGAGUACCAGUUCCAGUCGGCUCUGCGGAUCAACGCCGGGUCGCUCGGCGCUCAUCACUACUUCACCUCGAAGCCGUCGGAGCUCUGCUGCCUGGUGGUCGACUCAGGAUUCUCCUUCACCCACAUCGUCCCCUACUGUCGCAGUAAGAAGCUGAAGGAGGGCAUCCGCAGGAUCAAUGUGGGAGGGAAACUGCUCACAAAUCACCUGAAGGAGAUAAUCUCAUAUCGUCAGUUACACGUGAUGGAUGAAACGUAUGUGAUCAACCAGGUGAAGGAAGAUGUUUGCUACGUCUCUCAGCAGUUCUACAAGGACAUGGAGAUUGCACAGAUGAAAGGGGAAGAAAACACUGUAAUGAGGGAUUACGUUCUUCCAGAUUUCAGCGCCAUCAAAAAAGGUUUCUGUAAGCCGCGAGAGGAAAUGGUCUUUAGCGGAAAGUACAAGACAGGUGAGCAGACGCUGCGGCUGGCCAAUGAGCGGUUCGCGGUCCCGGAGAUGCUCUUCCAUCCGUCGGACAUCGGCAUCCAGGAGAUGGGAAUCCCGGAGGCCAUCGCUGACUCGGUCCAGUCACUGCCAGAAGAGAUGCACCCCCACUUCUACCAGAACAUCGUCCUGACCGGAGGAAACUUGCUGUUUCCUGGUUUUAGAGAGCGUUUGGAGGCGGAGCUUCGGUCCCUGGUCCCCGCCCACCUACCCGUGAACGUGUUCCUGCCUGAAAAUCCCGUCUGUUAUUCCUGGGAAGGAGGGAAGCUACUUGCUCACAGUCCGGACUACGACGAGAUGGUGGUGAUGCGGGAGGAUUACGAGGAGAACGGACACAUUGUCUGUGAGGAGAAGUUCGAUAUUUGAGUAAAAACUGAUUUUCAGAUCGUCUCUGAUCAGCGACGGAAACCAUCUUCAGAUGGACUCCAAACUCAUUUCACUGCGUCAGAAGAGGGGCGGAAGCACACAUUCCCAAAAACGUUUUUUAUUAACGGACUACUUAAAAAAUACAAAAUGUCUCCCGUUUUCCUUUUCCAAUCCAUUUUGUACCUCUAUCUGCUGAGUGUAUUAACCAACGAUUUGGGUUACAAAGUGGCUUCACAAAUCGACAGGAAGUUUGUUUUAUUCAGAUUUUUGGGUGUUUUCCACCUAAUAGACUUCAGUAAAUCUUCCUCUUUGUUGUUUUAUGUAUUUUUUUGGUAAACAUUUCCCUUGUAUUUCUUGUCCUGCAUUUUCCUUACUGUCAUCCAGAGUCUUCUCUGAUAGUCUUGUUUUAAACUUUGGUUGCUUUUUUAUGAUUUAUGUGAAAAAUAAACAGUGACAUCUCUGAAUAAUAAAGAAAAAAAGCAAAGUCCUGA